CCUGGCUGCGCCGAUGACAUCACCGGGCAGGUUGGGUUAUAAAUGAAUGAAGGAGAAGCCCCGAGCGCGAGCUCCGCACUUGCAAGGAGGCAGCCGGGACCGACUCGCAGCGCGGAACUUUGGCUCGGGUUUUGCGGUGACUCCCUCUCCCAGCGGGGCCGCGGUGACCCCCGGGCCCUGCCCCCCAGGAUGCGGAUCUCACACUUCCUGGCUUGUGGACUUUCCCUGGCUCUGCUGUCCGUCAGGCUGGAGGCGAGACCGGCAACUCAGCCCCAGCAGAAGCCCCCCCGGAGCUCGCCGGGACACGAGCUGGCGGAGAGCCCGGCCGCGGGCCGCGAGCGAGGGGAGACGGCGGGCGGCGGCGGCGGCGGCCGGGGCUCGGGCUCGCGGCUGCUGCGGGAGCUGCGCGCGGACACCAAGUCCCGGGCCGCCUGGGCCCGGCUGCUGCGCGACUACCCCGGCACGCGGCGGCACAAGGGCGUCAGCAAGAAGGGCCUGUCCAAGGGCUGCUUCGGCCUCAAGCUGGACCGGAUCGGCUCCAUGAGCGGCCUGGGCUGCUAGAGCGGCGACCCCUGGCGGCGGGCUUUGAAUACAUUUCCCCCCCUAUGGCCAUGUCCGGCCACUCCCCAGCCGACACCUAGAGGAGCAGAGAACACCGGAAAUGGGACAGACGACAUGGUUGUGUUUUUCUUUUCGGUACGAGGAGUCAUGACACCAGCUGUUUCGGUUUUCUUAUUUUUUUAAGAUUAAAAAGUUCUAUCAUAUAUAUAUAUAUGUAUAUAUAUAAAUAUAUAUAUAUAUAUAUAUAUACACAUAUAUAUAUAUAUAUUCUAUACAAACAUCACCAGGACAAAGGACAGUGCUUUUCCAAAAGACUGAUGAAGCCAGCUGUAUAACAUUGCUGUUUGAAAAUCCAUGUCACGCAUAAAUGUAUUUAUGUUGUAAAGCUAUUUAUAUAUUGUUUAUAAAGAGAUAUUUAUAAAAAUUUUAUUUAUGUAACUAAAUGAAAGGAGUCGAGCAGUGUAACUUUUUUUCCUAAAUAGUUGAAAAAUGUGUAAAAACCAAAAAACCAAAACAAUGUAUCAUUCCAUGUG
This is a messenger RNA of Caretta caretta (loggerhead turtle), 1094 nucleotides long. It is a transcript of the gene NPPC, whose product is annotated as natriuretic peptide C. Gene Ontology annotation, biological process: receptor guanylyl cyclase signaling pathway; cGMP biosynthetic process. NCBI's taxonomy places the organism in Eukaryota, Metazoa, Chordata, Testudines, Cheloniidae. Gene Ontology annotation, cellular component: extracellular region. The record is from RefSeq and is a predicted model, not a curated record. Gene Ontology annotation, molecular function: hormone activity.